Molecule: messenger RNA, 2738 nt
Organism: Zalophus californianus (California sea lion)
Lineage: Eukaryota; Metazoa; Chordata; Mammalia; Carnivora; Otariidae
Gene: GLP2R
Product: glucagon like peptide 2 receptor
Exons: 13
Coding region: 191-1798 (535 amino acids)
Biological process (GO): adenylate cyclase-modulating G protein-coupled receptor signaling pathway; cell surface receptor signaling pathway
Cellular component (GO): plasma membrane
Molecular function (GO): peptide hormone binding; glucagon receptor activity
Source: RefSeq, a predicted model, not a curated record
UUCUCCGCUCGGUGCCGGGAGGAAUGCAGGAGGAGGCUGCCUGUGGUACAUCUUGGACUGUUCGAGAAACGUGCCUGCGCCUGUGAAGUUGCAGGGGGCGGGGGGGGGGGGAAAGGUGAGGCCGGCACCGGGUGGGGCAGCGCCCGGGAGAAGGAAAGGGGGACCCCCGCCCCGAGUGCGCGCGCUGCCCAUGGACACUCCCGCUGCCCAGGGGGCCCGGCCUCCCCCUCGCUCCAAGAAGCGCUCCCCGCCGGCCCCUGCGAGGCCCGUGCUCGCCCUGCUGCUGCUGGUCUCCAUCAAGCAAGUUACAGGAUCCCGCCUUGAGGAAACAACUCGCAAGUGGGCUCAAUACAAAGAGAAGUGUCUGAGAGACUUGCUUAAGGAACCUUCUGGGACCUUUUGUAAUGGAACCUUUGAUCGAUAUGUGUGCUGGCCUCAUUCUUCUCCGGGAAAUGUCUCUGUUCCCUGCCCUUCAUACUUACCUUGGUGGCGUGAAGAGCUGUGUUUACUUUCAGAAAACUCAGGAAGGGCCUACAGAUACUGCUUGGCUCCGGGCACUUGGCAGACGCUGGAAAACUCCACAAAUAUUUGGCAGGAUGACUCCGAAUGCUCCGAGAACCACAGCUCCCAAUACAACGUGGAACACCAUGCUUUGCUGUCGACACUGAAGGUGUUGUACACCGUGGGGUACUCUCUCUCCAUCAUCUCCCUCCUCCUGGCACUCACCCUCCUCUUGUUUCUUCGAAAACUCCACUGCACACGCAACUACAUCCACAUGAACUUGUUUGCUUCUUUCAUCCUGAGAGCCCUGGCUGUGCUGGUGAAGGAUGCCGUCCACUCCAACUCUUACUCCAGGAGACCCAACAAUGACAAAGGGUGGAUAUCCUACAUGUCGGAAGUAUCUGCUUCCUGCCGCUCGGCCCAGGUCCUGCUGCACUACUUCGUGGGUGCCAAUCACUCAUGGCUGCUGGUUGAAGGCCUUUACCUCCACACGCUGCUGGAGCCCACAGUGCUCUCUGAGAGGCGGCUGUGGCCCAGAUACAUGCUGGUGGGUUGGGCCUUCCCGCUGCUGUUUGUUGUACCCUGGAGUAUCGCCCGUGCACAGCUGGAGAACACCGGGUGCUGGGGAACCAACAGGAAUAAGAAAAUCUGGUGGAUCAUCCGAGGGCCCAUGCUGCUUUAUGUAAUGGUCAAUUUCUUCAUCUUCCUGAAAAUUGUCAAGCUUCUCAUUUCUAAGCUCAAAGCCCAUCAAAUGUGCUUCAGAGAUUAUAAGUACAGAUUGGCAAAGUCAACACUGGUCCUCAUUCCUCUGUUGGGUGUUCAUGAGAUUCUCUUCUCUUUCAUCACUGAUGAUCAAGUGGAAGGAAUUUCAAAACUCAUACGACUCUUCAUUCAGUUGACUCUGAGCUCCUUCCAUGGAUUACUCAUGGCCUUGCAGUAUUGCUUUGCCAAUGGAGAGGUGAAGGCGGAGCUGCGGAAGCACUGGGUCCGCUUCCUGCUUGCCCGCCACUCAGGCUGCAGGGCCUGGGUCCUGGAGAAGAACUUCCGAUUCUUUGGGAAAUAUCCCAAGAAGCUGUCCCAGGCAGACGGCACAGGGACGCUGCAGAAGCUGCAGACCUCGUGUGGCGGCAAUGGGCAGCUCCUGCACAUGUCCGUGCAGGGCCUUGGGGGGCGGGGCGCCGGGCCCCCGCGGGGACACACAGCCUGGCCCCGGGGCAGCAGUGUGUCCGAGAGCAGCGAGGGGGACUUCACCCUGACCCACACCAUGGAGGAGAUUCUUGAAGAGAGCAAGAUCUAGGCUGGAGGCCCACCGCCCUGGCUCUGCUCCCCGGGGAUCGCACAGAGUCACCGGUCUCCCCACGCACUGCGCCCACUUUGGCAUGAAGUUCAUGUCCAGGUCUCUCAUGCUCCAGACCCAGCGUGGAGGGUGCUCUGGAGGCUAAGCAGGGCCGGGCGGAUUAGGGUCAGGUCAGGGACUAAAACAAUAAGCAGGGGGCCCGAAGGAAAACCCCAGGUGGAACAUUCCAGGGAAACACGCGUUAACGCCCAGGAGUGUGGCUUUUAGAGUGUGCAAAAUGCAUGUGUAGGUGGGCGGGUACGUGCCAGGGACUAGAUCCUGCCUUCCAUUAGCAGGGGGGCCUACAGUAGGGUACUCAUCAAGUCCGGUUGCCAGAUUUAGCAGUUAAAAGUCUUAAUGCUCAAUUAGAUUUGCAUUGCAGAUACAUAAAUAAUCUUAUUGUGUAAGUACUUCCCGUGGGGUAUACAUUAUCUGUAAUUCAAAUUAAGUUGCACGUCUGGAAUUUCACCUGGCAACUCCAUUGUCAAGGACACUGCGCUGCAGGGCGGGGACUAGGGUGAGGCAGGUGAGGAACUUAGCUUGGGUACAAGAUUUAAGACAGCACUGAAAAAAAAAUAAACCAUUGUCGAGAUAAGUAAUAUUUUAACACGACAUUUUAAAAACUAAAAUCCACAAGCUACAGUGGAUGGGCCAUUUCUAAAGACAACUUUUUAUUAUAACAAGGCCAAGAUUACGGUAAGACAAGUGAGGCCAGCUCAUGCAAAUGCAGAGUCUGAUCCUGACUUUAUUGAAAAUGUUGAUAUUUCGCCCGUCGUGGACUUUUGGGCAUGAAUUUCUAUUUUUCUUUUUUUCUUUAUUAAUUUUAUUUUAUUAUGUUAGUCACCAUACAUUACAUCAUUAGUUUUUGAUGUAGUGUUCCAUGAUUUAUUGUUUGCGUAAA